GCGGGCGCCGGACCCCCAGGAGGAGCGACAGGUCUCGGGCCCUCAAGCGGAGCGGCGGGCGCCGGACCCCCAGGCGGAGCGACAGGUCUCGGACCCUCAGGCGGAGUGGCGGGCGCCGGACCCCCAGGCGGAAUGACAGGUCUCAGGCCCCCAGGCGGGGCGGCGGGGCACCGAGUCACCAGGCACAACCCGGGCAUCGCGUCAUCUGGCAAUGCAGUGGGCUCCGAGUCAACUGGUAUGACCGCGGGCACUGGGUCAGACAUUGGAUCGUCUGGCUGGACAGCGGGCACUGGGUCACCAGGCAUCAGGUCAUUUGGCUUGACAGCGGGCACCGCGUCAUCUGGCAAGGGCAGUGGGCUCCGAGUCAACAGGCACGACAGUGAGCACCGGGUCAUCAGGUACCGGAUUGUCUGGCUCGACAGCGGGCAUCGGGUCACCAGGCAUCAGGUCAUUUGGCUCGACAGCGGGCACCGGAUCAGGUACCGGAUCAUCUGGAUCAACAGCGGGCAUCGAGUCAACUGGCCUAAUAGGAUCGUCAGGCUGGAUCAGUUCAUCAUGCUGGGUAGA
This is a messenger RNA of Staurois parvus, 567 nucleotides long. The record is from the annotation of a GenBank genome assembly. NCBI's taxonomy places the organism in Eukaryota, Metazoa, Chordata, Amphibia, Anura, Ranidae.